This is a messenger RNA of Callorhinchus milii (elephant shark), 1407 nucleotides long. RefSeq names its product organic solute transporter subunit alpha. Gene Ontology annotation, molecular function: transporter activity. The transcript is spliced from 9 exons. NCBI's taxonomy places the organism in Eukaryota, Metazoa, Chordata, Chondrichthyes, Chimaeriformes, Callorhinchidae. The coding region runs from base 472 to 1407 and encodes 311 amino acids. The record is from RefSeq and is a predicted model, not a curated record. Gene Ontology annotation, biological process: transport.
UUAAGGGGAAGAGGAGACCAGUUAGGCUAUGGAACUUGUGGCUUUGUGAAUGUCUGGUUUAGAGCAAAGAACAGUCGAAGUUUCCAUCUACGGACAUUAAAAAAAACCCAGCUGGAUAUUAUAAAGGGAAGAUAGACGUCAGAUGUGAAAUGCAGUUGGUGGGCUGGAAGGAUUGUGGUCUGGUGAUGGUAGCCUUGACUUUGGCGUUUGACUCUGAAAUCAGUGUGACUGGUCUUGCCUGGAGAAUAUAUUUUGUUGCUUGUACUGUGUACAUUGCGGGGGUGAGUAGCUGGGGGAAUAAAAUGCUGCAUUGUUACGCAAAUAUUUAUCUUUACUUGGCUACAACAAAGUAUCGAACAGCAACCACAUUUUUAACAAGAAGAAGCCACGGCAGAACUCAACUGGAGUGGAUUAUUUAGUCCUUCACAUUCCUGAACCAUUUCAUCCGAAGCUUCGCUUACUACAGUAACAAUGCAGAACUGCAGUGAAAGUUUGCCGUCUUCUCAAGAGCUGCUUAAAGACCUCACAACUACUGGAAUUGUUGUCAUGGUUAUGCUCAAUGGUAUAGCAAUUGCCAAUUAUUGCAUCUUCAUAGAGCUAUGGAUAUACGUACACAACAAUGUCAUGAAUACGUUAAUCAAGGAGAAAACUAUGGCAGUGCUGGGCUUAUUUCCUGUAACUACCGUUGCUUAUCAGUUGGGGAUGUUUGUUCCAAGAGCAGGAGCCCUGGUGGACUUUGUGAGUGCAGUAUAUGCUAGUCUAUCAUUAUUUAGUUUCUUCCACCUCACUAUUGCUUACCUUGGAGGAGUCACAGAAGCUAUUGAUAAACUGCAAUAUGUGGAUACGCCAUUAAAUUUGGGGCCUUGCUGCUGCUGUUGUGCCUGCCUUCCAAAGGUGAAAAUAAGCAGAAAAACUUACACAAUCCUUCGAAUUGGCAUCUUGCAGGCAUUGACCCUGCAGCCUUUACUCCAGUUUAUCUGUACCAUUCUAUGGGCCGAUGGCGAAUAUAAUAAUGGACAGGUACAUCCAAAUGAUCCCUUGUUCUACAUCAGGAUUCUGCUGAACAUGUCUGCUUUAUUAUCCUUGUAUGCAUUUAACUUGUUACUGAAAGCAGCCAUUGGAAUUGCAGAAACAGGAUAUCAUCUUGUGGCUAAAUAUGCAAUUAUCAUUGUCUACAUCAUACUUUGCAAUCUGCAGCCACUGAUACUGAGCAGUCUUGCAACUUACAAUGUCAUUCCUUGCGUGGCCUUGUAUUCCUCCAAAAACAGAGCAUUGCAAAUGGAUCACCAUGCAAAGAUUCUGGAAAUGUUUGUACUACUGCUUAUGGAUGAAAUGACAAAGUCCUUCGCAGGUAAAACCAUAAGAGCUGAGUGUCAUGAGGAAAAGUCAAAUAAAUAUUUCAUCUGA